Linum trigynum is the source of this 1948-nucleotide messenger RNA. The record is from the annotation of a GenBank genome assembly. Lineage: Eukaryota; Viridiplantae; Streptophyta; Magnoliopsida; Malpighiales; Linaceae.
AAAUUUCAAGAAAUCUUGAUUAGCUCCCGCUGCGCUGGCAGGAGGAGACCAAUUUUUUUAUAUUUUUUUGUAAGAAACGGGCGCUGGCAGGAGACCAAUUGAUCAAGAAGAACUUAAGAAGAAAAAGAAAACCGAGAAAAUAAAGAGUGAAAACUGAAAAUCGCGCCAAAAUAGCAGCCGAGAUUUUACCCGAGACCUCUCACUGUACAAAAUCCAAACCACCUCGUCGUCUCUCUUGAUUUCUUCGAGAAGCGAAUCAGUAAUGGAUUCUUUCAUAGUGGUUUCCACCCCCACAAAAUCCCCAACCCGUACCCGAAAAUAAAAAUUGACUCUUUUCCUACUCUCUUACGACUCUUUCACUUCCACAUCCCCCCACACCGCCUGCGUCAGCUUCCUUCUCCCACCCUCACUCUUAUAUCUCCUCCUCAAGCCGUUAUCUUCAUCUUCGUUCAUUGGGUUCGCUGAAUUCUCGUCACACAAUCUUUUAUUUUAUCCUUUUGGUGGGGUUUUGAGUGUUGGGUCUUAAUGAAGAUGGAGGGGAAAUUGGUUCUGGUCACCGGCGGCGCUGGAUUCAUCGGCACCCACACGGUGGUCCAGCUGCUCAAAGAAGGUUUCAGGGUUUCCAUCAUCGACAAUUUUGAUAACUCCGUCGAAGAAGCUCUCGACAGGGUCAAAGAAGUCGUGGGUCCUGCUCUCGCUGCCAAAAUCGAGUUCCAUUUUGUGGAUCUCAGAAACAAGGACGAUCUGGAUAAGGUGUUCGCGAAGUCAAAAUUUGAUGGUGUGAUCCAUUUUGCGGGUAGAAAGGCUGUAGGAGAGAGUGUUGAAUAUCCUCGACGUUACUUUGACAAUAAUCUAAUUGGAACUAUCAACUUGUAUGAGGUCAUGGCGAAGUAUAACUGUAAGAAGAUGGUGUUCUCCUCAUCUUCCACUGUUUAUGGCCAACCUGAGAAAAUACCUUGUGUGGAAGACACCGAGUUGAAGGCCAUGAACCCUUAUGGUAGAACUAAGCUUUUCCUGGAGGAGAUUGCUCGAGAUAUCUCCCAAGCAGAACCGGACUGGCAAAUCAUAUUACUGAGGUACUUCAAUCCCGUGGCAGCUCAUGAAAGUGGCAAAAUAGGUGAAGAUCCUAAGGGCAUCCCGAACAAUCUUAUGCCCUACAUUCAGCAAGUGGCUGUUGGUAGGCUCCCCGAGCUUAAUGUGUAUGGUCAUGAUUAUCCCACACGGGAUGGUACAGCGAUACGGGACUACAUCCAUGUUAUGGACUUGGCAGAUGGUCACAUUGCUGCUCUUAAGAAGCUAUUUACUCCUGAUUUCAAAGGUUGUGUUCCCUAUAACUUGGGGACGGGACGAGGAACAUCGGUACUUGAAAUGGUUGCUGCUUUCGAGAAGGCUUCUGGAAAGAAAAUCCCAAUGAAGCUAUGCCCAAGAAGAGCUGGAGAUGCUACAGCUGUUUAUGCUGCUGUUGACAAAGCUGCAAAAGAGCUCGGCUGGAAGGCAAAACAUGGUAUUGAGGAGAUGUGUAGAGACCAAUGGAAUUGGGCCAGCAAGAACCCAUGGGGUUACCAGGGAAAGAAAGCCUAGCUCCUUGAGCACCUGCAACCUUUACUUGCAAGUCAAAACUCCACUGCAGUAUACUUUAGACAUCACACGGCAAGAGCUACAAACAACUGCAAAGCAAGAUAAAAGCUCUUUUUUUUGUUUCCCUAGUUGAUGAUAGCCAUUUCUUCUUUAUUUCCAAUAAAUGUAGAAAAUUGUGAACUCUAUAUUAUAUGAUUUUGUAAUUGUGGUUAAUACGAAAUUGAAAUUGUUCGUCCAUGCCUGUGUUGGAUAGCUUCUGCUCUUUUUUUAAUCAAAGCACAUAUGAACCAUAUAAUAUAUCGUGCAAUCUUUUUAAACAUUAGUUGACUCACAAGUCUUCCGGUCUGCCAUAUAAAGUCCUGUUAUUGUU